This is a messenger RNA of Vitis riparia (riverbank grape), 736 nucleotides long. RefSeq names its product thaumatin-like protein. The coding region runs from base 1 to 465 and encodes 154 amino acids. NCBI's taxonomy places the organism in Eukaryota, Viridiplantae, Streptophyta, Magnoliopsida, Vitales, Vitaceae. The record is from RefSeq and is a predicted model, not a curated record. Gene Ontology annotation, cellular component: extracellular region. Gene Ontology annotation, biological process: defense response. The transcript is spliced from 2 exons.
AUGGCUUUGCCCUCAAUGAGGAUAGCUUUUAUAGGCACCAUUUUGUGGGACUGUGGUGGCCUCCUCCAAUGCAAGGCCUAUGGUACACCCCCUAACACCUUAGCCGAAUUCGCACUUAACCAAUACCUCAACUUGGACUUCUUUGAUAUAUCUUUGGUUGAUGGAUUUAAUGUGCCUAUGGCCUUUAAUCCUACUUCCAAAGGGUGCACCCGUGGCAUCAGUUGCACUGCUGACAUUGUAGGACAGUGCCCCGCUGAGUUAAAGGCCGCUGGUGGUUGCAACAACCCAUGCACCAUUUUCAAGACUGAUAAAUAUUGUUGCACUUUUGGGAGCUGUAGUGCUACAAGUUACUCCAAGUUUGUCAAGGAUAGGUGCCCUGAUGCUUAUAGGUCCCCUAAGGACGAUCAGACAAGCACCUUUACAUGCCCUGCCGGGACCAAUUAUGAAGUUAUCUUCUGCCCAUAAAUCUAUUAUUUAAAUCAUAUGCUAGUAUGCCUCUACUAGUCUCAACUAUUAGGAGGCAAUGGUAUCCACCUUGGGUUCCAAAAGCCUAGAGGAAUAAAGUUGAGCCCAUAUUCGUGGUCAUGUAAUAUGUGAGGAUAAAGACCAGUUAACGAAGCUUGACUGACGUCAAAAAUUUUAUUUUAUUUCCUUUUCUCUAAUCCUACCUUGUAGCGGUCCAAAUUAAUUGUCUUGACAAGGAAAUAUGACACAUAGCCAAGGAGGAUUUGCCUAA